GCGGAGGCGACAGUGGGGACGCGGCCUCCCCGGGCAGCCGAGUCCCCGGGCGUCUGUGACUCACCGGGCUCCGCUGGGCCGCGCUGCCCGGGUCCCGCUGGGUGGAGCUGGGUCAGCAGGCGCCGCCGCCGCGGUCCUGUCCCCUGCUGAGCGCCCCGUGCUGCGGCCAUGGCCUCCGUCGGCAUCCGGGCACCCGCAGCCUCGCGACUCGGCAGCCUGGGCGGUGGCGGCAGUGUCGUGGAGUCAGUAACCUUUGAGGAUGUGGCUGUGAACUUCUCCCUAGAGGAGUGGGCUAUGCUGAAUCCAUCCCAGAAGAACCUCUACAAAGAUGUGAUGCAGGAAACCUUGAGGAACCUGGCCACUAUAGGAAACAGUUUAGAGCACCAUAUCAUUGAAAAUAUAUACCGAAAUUCCUGGAGAAAACUAAGUGGUCAAGUGGUGGAGGGACUCUAUGACUUCAAAGAUGAUCAUCAGUGUGCAGAAAUCUUUGACUUCACUACACAGAGCAUUGUAAACCAGAACCCCUUUCCAGGAGUACAUAUAUGUGAAAACAGUGGAUGUGCAAGAGUAGUCAUUGGCCAUUUGUCUCUAAGUGUGCUCCUUAAACCCGACACAGAGCAUGAAUCCUAUGAAGAGCAGGAGUAUGGAAAGGAAUUGUACAACAAUGUGGAAUUUGGGGCCACCUCCAGUUCUCUCCCAUCGUUUGAGAACUAUGAAAGUACUUACACUCUAGAGAGACUGUAUAAAAGUGAGAAUUGUGAUGAAGACUAUAGAUUUGGUCAAAAUCUUCAAAAGACUUUGACUGAAGAAAAGCCCUUUGAAUGUAAGCAAUGUGGGAAAGCUUUCAGUUCUUCAAGGUACUUUCGAAGGCAUGAGCGACGCCAUCGGGCAAAGAAAUCCUAUAUAUGUAAGCAAUGUGGGAAAGCUUUUGCUUUUCCCACUUACUUACAAACCCAUGAGAGAAUUCACACUGGGGAGAAGCCCUAUGUGUGCGUGCAGUGUGGGAAAACCUUUGCUCAUUCUCGUUCCCUUAAAACACAUAAAAGAACUCACACUGUUAGGGACCUCUUUGUGUGCAAUUACUGUGGGAAAACCUUACGUCAUUACAGUUCUCUUCAAAUUCAUACAAGAAUUCACACAGGAGAGAAACCUUAUGUAUGUAAACCAUGUGGUAAAGCCUUCAUUACUUAUCGUUCCUUUCGAAUACAUGAAAGAAUUCACACUGGAGAAACUCCUUAUGAAUGUAAGCAGUGUGGAAACACCUUCAUGCGUUGGAUUCAGUUACGAAAACAUGAAAUAAUUCACAGUGGUGUGAAACCCUAUGCUUGUAAGCUAUGUGGGAAAAGCUUUACUUGUUCUGGUUCCCUGAGAACACAUGAAAGAAUUCACACUGGGGAGAGGCCUUAUGUGUGUGACCAGUGUGGGUAUAGCUUUACUCGAUUGAACUCGCUUUUAAGACAUAAAAUAACCCACACUGGCGAGAAGCCCUAUGUGUGUAAUCAUUGUGGGAAAACUUUUCCUCGUUCUGCUUCUCUUCAAAGACAUAUAAAAAUCCACACUGAGGAGAAACCCUAUGUAUGCAAGCAGUGUGGGGUUGCCUUUGUUACUUCUACUGAACUUCUAGAACAUGAACAAACACACAUUGAUGAGAAACCUUACGUAUGUGAGCAAUGUGGGAAUGCCUUUGUGCUUUGGAGUCAGUUUCAAAAACAUAAAGCACUUCACAGUGUCCCCGUUUCCUAUAUUUGUAAGCAGUGUGGGAAAAGCUUCACUUCUUCCAGGUCACUGAAAACCCAUGAAAGAAUUCACACUGGUGAGAAGCCCUAUGAGUGUAAGCAGUGUGGGAAAACCUUCCUUUGGUCUUACUCCCUUCAAAGACAUGAAAAAACUCAUGGUGAUGGGAAGCCCCAUGUGUGCAAACAGUGUGGGGAAGCUUUCACGUAUUACAGUCAUCUUCAGGUGCAUGAAAAAAUACACCUUGAUGAUGAACCCUAUAAUUGUAAAUACUGUGGGAAACCCUUCUUUACUCUGAACCAUUUACAUAGACAUGAAUUACUUCACACUACCAUGGAUUCCAGUAUUUUUUAAUAAUGAAUUAGAGAAAAAAAUUUUUUUUUGGCUUGGUAGCUUUCAAAGACAAGCAAAAUCACACUGUGGGGGAAAAAACCUGGAUUUGUGCUAGCAAAGUGGAAGAACCUUUUGAUUGUUUCAUUGAAACAAACAUGAAGCGCCACAAUGGAAAGAAACAUUUUUUUAAAAAAAAAUAAUGCGCAAAUGGUUUUUGUGUUUAAAGUUCCUUGAAGUACAUGAAAGAGAAACAAGCCUAUGACUGCAAGUGAUGUGGUGAAGCCUUCUGCAGUCCCAGAUCAUGGAGGAGACAUGAGAAAGUUCACUCUAGAAAAACUUUUACUUGUAUAUGUGGUGUUGUAAAAAAAAAAACCCUUCACUUCUUCCCCAUUGCCCCUGAACACAUGGAAGGAGUCACUGUGGAGAGAAACCCUUCAUAUAUAGGCAAUCUUAGAUAGUCUUCAGUUAUCAUCACAUCCUCUCACAGACGUGAGAGAACCUACUGUAGAGAAACCUUAACAAUAGGAUUUGUGAACUCUUCAUUAUCAUCCUGAUAGCACUCACGAGAAUGUACAUGGGGAGAAUUCCUAUCAAUGGAAAACUGAUAUGAACACCACUUGGUUCAGUUAACAGAUAAGGAAAAAACCUGAUAUGAAGUGCUGAUUUGCUUGAAAGAGAUGUUCAAGUUUUCAUUUGGCACACAUGGAAACACCAGAUGAAAACCUUUGCUGUUGAAAAACAUUGAAAGUCUAGAGCAGUAGCAAAUAUAGGAAAAGUCUUUUGAAAUCUUUUCAUAUUUGAUCUCAUAAAUGUCAGUAUUAUGAAGGACUGAACAUAUUUUUUUCUUGUAGCAUGCUCCAGGAAAUGCACACUCUGAAGAGAAUGUUAUCAGUAUAGUAUUUUGUAUUUAUUGGAAAUUUUUCCGGGGCUGAUAGGAAUGGCUUAGCGUUGAGAACAUUUGCUGCUCUUCUAAAGGACCUGCAUUUGGUUUUCAGCAACAGAUCACAGGGCUCACAACUGCAUGUGACUCCAGUUUCAGGAGAUCCAAUUCUUCCCACACACAUGUGACAUAGGUUCACAUGUACACAUAAAAAUAAACUUUAAAUUUUUUUGUCCCUGCCCCCUGCCCAAAAGCUUUUGCUGUGUAUCCCAGGUUUCCCUGGAACUGGAAAUCUCCCAGGUUCUAGCUCUUGAAUGUUUAAUGAAAGGUGUCUGCUUCCACAUUCAUUAUCAUUGGCUACUAUUUAAAAGUUCAUCUCUUGACUCAUUUUUAAAUUUUACUCUACAAAGUAAGCAUUAAGCAGAGCCUUGUGUUAAUAUGGAAUGGCAGCUUAAACCCAUGAACUGGAGACCAGUAAGACCUACAUAUAAAAAAUUACAUUAAUAGAAAGUGUAUUUUAUUAAAUUAUUUUGUGAGGUUUCUUAAAGCAAUCAUGUAUUAGUUUAAUGAGUGAUAUCUUUUUGUAUCAAAUAAGGUAGGUGCUUUUAUUGUAAAUUAUGUUGGAAUCAUUGGUGAAAUGAUAUUUGAAAUAUGCCAGUCCACAUAAAUAUCUUUAAAAGGCUUUUUAGUAUUUGUGUGUGAGUGUGAGAGAGAAAGAGAUAAGAGAGUAGGAAUGUGCCAGUGGAGGCCAGAAGAUGGUGUUGUAUCCUUUGGAGCUAGCGUUACAGGUAUCUGUGACAUGCAUGAUGUGUGUGAUGGGAUCUGAAUCCUAAUCUUCAUGGUAGAGCAGUAAGUACUCUUAACUGCUGAGCCAUCCCUCAAGCCCCUGCAUAAAUGUCUUGUUUUCAAUCAUGUUUAAUGGGUGGUUAAAAAUAUAACUUUGUGAAUAUUGGAAUAAUCCUAUUGGUUUCAUUUGGCUGAUUUUGUGUAUAUUCUCAUUUUUCAUGAAAAAAAAAACACUUGUGCGUGCACGAGUGUGUAUGUUGGAGCAUUGCUUAUGUGUUGAUGGUAUGGUUUAUAUAUUAGUGGUGUUCACAAUGUGAGCAAAGUAAUAUAUUGGAUGUCUUACUACUCUGUUGCUAUGUUAUUCCCCCAAGACAGGUCUCACUGACCCUGGAACUGGACAGCCAGCCAAGAACACCCAGCAUUUCUUGUCUCCUCACUCCCCAUAGUGCUGGGUGUACAGAUACACUCAUGAUUGCACAGCAUGUGGUCUUACCCAUUCAGCCACCUCCUCGGGCCUAAACUCCUUUUAAAUUGAUUUUGUCUCUUGUGUUUAUGUUUUUCUCUGAUGUGUUCUCACAAUCCUUGAGUACAUGUUCUUUUAACUUUGAAGUAUUUUCAAAAUCCUUUUAGUAUAGCAAACAUUAGGGUGUGUUUAGUUUUGUUUUAUUUUUCUUAUUCAGACAGUAGGUGUAAGUAUAUUGUAAUCAUAGGUCAGAUUACUUUGCCAAGUUGGCUUAUUUUUUACUUUUGAGAAUUUCAUGUAUACAAUAAAAGAUGAUCAUAUGUACCCACUAUUUCUCCUUCCAGCUCUCCCUAUAUUCUCCCUCAUAUCCCCCUCUUAACUUUAUGUCUUUAAAUUACCCAUUAGGUCUAGUUAGUAUUGCUCAUACAUGCAUGGGUAUGGGACCAUCCACUGGAGGAUGGGUGACUAGUAGUUACAUUUUCACAAAGGAUUCUCCACACCCCAAUAGCUAUUCACUGCCAGUAGCUUCUUAGUAAGGGCUGGGGCCUGGAGAUAAUCUACCCCAUCUGUACUGGGAUUUGGGCUUGCUUCAUUUUAUAGGUCUUGUGCAUGCAGUCACAGUUGCUAUGAUUCUAGUAACCAUGCCAAACCCCCAGCAUUUCAUAGCAGUCCUCCUCACCCUUCAGUCCUUGCAUUUUUGUUGCUUCUUCUUUGGCUUUCCCUGAGCCUUGGUGGUGGUAGGGAUCAUUAUAGCUCUCAUUUAAAGGUGAACAUUCAGUCUGUUCUUGUCCUUUGGCCAGUUAUGGAUCUCCAUUGACAUCUGUCCACUGUAAAAAGAAGCUUCUCUGACCAAUGUUGAGAGUAGCCAAGGUCUGUUGAUGCCAGGAGCUGAGUGGUUGGAAGAAACUUGGGUUUUGCUUUUGUUUUUUUGUUUUGUUUUGUUUUGUUUUUGAGAUGAUGUCAUGCUACAUAGCCUUAGCUAGCCUGGAACUUUCUGUGUAGGCCAGGCUGUUGUCAACUUGGGCUUAGUUUUGUUUUAUGUCAGGAACUGUUAUUAUCAUAUAUGUGUGAUUAUGGCGUUUCACUGUAUAAAUUUUGCUUUUCAUGUAUAUUCCUUUUCAUUGUAUUUCUCUAGUCAUUACACUAAAGGAUAUGCUGGUAUUACUGCCUUCUUGCCAAAAAUAUGUUCAAUAAAUUCUACUAACUCUCUCCAUA
Molecule: messenger RNA, 5411 nt
Organism: Peromyscus maniculatus bairdii (prairie deer mouse)
Lineage: Eukaryota; Metazoa; Chordata; Mammalia; Rodentia; Cricetidae
Source: RefSeq, a predicted model, not a curated record